Molecule: messenger RNA, 883 nt
Organism: Pseudoliparis swirei
Lineage: Eukaryota; Metazoa; Chordata; Actinopteri; Perciformes; Liparidae
Gene: ndufs3
Product: NADH:ubiquinone oxidoreductase core subunit S3
Exons: 7
Coding region: 29-811 (260 amino acids)
Molecular function (GO): NADH dehydrogenase (ubiquinone) activity
Source: RefSeq, a predicted model, not a curated record
AGGAGAAGAAGAAACGGCUGGAAAAAACAUGGCGGCGUCCCUAGCUCGGCUUGUCCGCGGAGGUCUCGGAAGGGGUUAUAACCUUGCACGAAGCUCGAGUCUCCAGCAGCAGCAGAGCCGCCAGCAGAGCUCCACCGAGACGCGCCCCACCAUCAGGCCCAGUGAUGCCGUCACUCACAGCCAGCUGUCGGCGUUCGGGGAGUACGUGGCUGAGAUGAUGCCCAAAUACAUCCAGCAGGUCGAGGUGACCUGUUACAACGAGCUGGAGGUGAUGAUCCACCCUGACGGGGUGAUCCCUGUGCUGACCUUCCUGAAGGACCACACCAACACCCAGUUCAGGAUCAUGACCGACCUGACGGCCGUGGACGUCCCGUCACGGCAGAACCGCUUUGAGAUCGUGUACCACCUGCUGUCGAUGCGCUACAACUCUCGCAUCCGCAUCAAGACGUACACCGACGAGCUGUCGCCGGUGGACUCCGCGGUUCCCGUCUUCAUCGCCGCCAACUGGUACGAGAGGGAGGUGUGGGACAUGUUCGGCGUGUUCUUCGCCAACCACCCGGACCUGAGGCGCAUCCUGACAGACUACGGCUUCGAGGGUCACCCCCUGAGGAAGGACUUCCCCCUCUCGGGAUACGUGGAGGUGCGCUACGACGACGAGCUGAAGCGAGUGGUGGCCGAGCCCGUCGAGCUGUCGCAGGAGUUCAGGAAAUUCGACCUGAACUCGCCGUGGGAGGUGUUCCCCGCCCACCGCGAGCCCAAAGAGGCGGCGGCCAAGCUGGAGGCUGGCGACGCCCCCUCCGAGAAGAAGUGAAGCGGCGCCCUCUGAACCUCACCUGAAAUAUUUAUGUAAAUAAACAAUAGAAAUAAAAGAAGUCUCUCUUGA